UGUGUUGUUGUGUUUUGGCAAUAAUCGACACUACAGCUGGUACUCAUUCAAUGCGCUGCGUUUGAAUUCAAAGAUACGUUUCUCUAAAAUUGCGUAAAAAAUAUUAACAGUUCUUCAAUUUCGCACAUAAUCUCGCUUCUUGGUUUCGAGUUUUAAUACGAAACAAGCACAAUGAGUCCUAAGCAUCUAAGCAAAGGAUCUAAGCUUCCUCCUCCAGUUCGUGGGAAAAUUCGUCUGUACAGCAAUCGUUUUUGCGCUUACGCGCAAAGGGUCCAUCUAGUUUUGGACGCCAAAAAAAUUCCGUACGAUGUAGUUUACAUUAACCUAUCGAGUAUACCAGACUGGUUCUACGAAAAAAGUCCAUUGGGUAAAGUUCCUGCUCUAGAAGUCGAGAGUGGAGAUGUCAUUUAUGAGAGCUUAAUAAUUGCCGAUUACUUAGAAGACAUAUGGACGACACAUCCGUUAUAUCCUAGGGAUCCCCUUCAGAAGGCAAAAGAUCGCAUUUUAGUUGACCAAUUUAACAAGGUAAUAAACGCCAUGUUCAAACUAAUUCUAAAUACAAAUCGAAGUUACAUAGAGGAUUACAGGAGCAUAAUAGUCGAAGGACUCGCUUCGUUCGAGAACGAAUUAAAAAGACGAGAGGGACCUUUCUUUAGCGGCCAUAAACCUGGAAUGUUAGAUUAUAUGAUUUGGCCGUGGUGCGAACGAGCCGAUUUAUUGAAACUAUUCGGCAGCCAUUUCACAAUCAAACCCGAUUACUAUAAAAAAUUGAUGGAGUGGCGUACCUUAAUGCGUGAUGAUCCGGCUGUGAAAAAAAGCUACAUCGAUAGUGCCACUCACAUAAGAUACGUUCAGUCUUAUCGUGCAGGUGUUCCGGACUAUGAUAUGGUUAUUUCUGUGUAAAUGAUUGUUGCUACUGCGUGGUUAUUUCUUCCUGUAAUAAAUUCAGAUUCUGGCACUAAUUAAGCACAAAAUAUAUUUAUUUAAAUGUUUGUUACUGAUACUAUUAAACUGUAAGAUGCGCCUUAUAUUUAGAUAUAUAGUUUAUGUAUAGGUGUAUGGUAUACUAACACUAAUGUGCAUUUAUUUUGUAUAGAAUAUGUAAUUUUAAUAAAUUUUGCACCUGAAAAGGUAACUAUUUUCUGA
This is a messenger RNA of Photinus pyralis (common eastern firefly), 1146 nucleotides long. RefSeq names its product pyrimidodiazepine synthase-like. Gene Ontology annotation, biological process: glutathione metabolic process. NCBI's taxonomy places the organism in Eukaryota, Metazoa, Arthropoda, Insecta, Coleoptera, Lampyridae. Gene Ontology annotation, cellular component: cytoplasm. The transcript is spliced from 5 exons. Bases 172 to 903 code for a protein of 243 amino acids. The record is from RefSeq and is a predicted model, not a curated record. Gene Ontology annotation, molecular function: glutathione dehydrogenase (ascorbate) activity; glutathione transferase activity.